Molecule: messenger RNA, 10646 nt
Organism: Podarcis muralis (Common wall lizard)
Lineage: Eukaryota; Metazoa; Chordata; Lepidosauria; Squamata; Lacertidae
Source: RefSeq, a predicted model, not a curated record
GGUGGGAAAGAGAUUUCGCGAGGCGGGGCGGGCGCCUCCCUUCAUCCCGCCAUGAGUGCCUGAGGGAAGGGAGAGAGAGAGAGAGGCAAGGGAAGAGAGGCAGCAUGGAGAACCAGGGAGCCGGCGGUGAGGAACCGCCGGGUAAGAUGAACCCUAGGCGGGGCGGUGUCGGAGGCGGCGGCUGGCGCGCCCCUGAGGAUGAGAGUAAGAACAAGCCCAAGCUGAAUCUUCAGAUAAAAACUUUGGCAGAUGAUAUGCGUGACAGAAUAACCAGUUUUAGGAAAUCGGGCGUCAAAAAGGAGAAACUUCUCAUUCAGCACCCCAUUGACUCCCAGGCUUCUAUAAAUGAAUUGCCAGUGGCUCAGCCACUAUUUGAUGAACGUUCAAUGAAUUUAUCAGAAAAAGAAGUUAUGGAUUUGUUUGAAAAAAUGAUGGAAGACAUGAACCUGAAUGAAGAACGAAAAGCUCCUUUACGGAAUAAGGACUUGACCACAAAACGUGAGAUGGUUGUCCAGUACAUUUCUGCAACUGCCAAAUCUAUUAUCGGAAAUAAAGUUCCGGGAGGCCUGAAAAAUAGUAAACACGAAUGCACUCUGUCAUCUCAAGAAUAUGUCCAUGAACUACGAUCGGGUAUCUCAGAGGAAAAACUUCUGAACUGCUUAGAGUCCCUGAGAGUCUCUCUAACGAGUAAUCCAGUCAGUUGGGUUAACAAUUUUGGACAUGAAGGGCUUGGGCUUCUGUUGGAUGUUCUUGAGAAGCUUCUGGACAAGAGACAGCAAGAAAGUAUUGACAAGAAGAAUCAGCAUAAGCUUAUACAGUGCCUCAAAGCAUUUAUGAAUAAUAAGUAUGGAUUGCAAAGAAUCCUAGGAGAUGAAAGAAGCCUUCUUUUACUUGCCAGAGCAAUUGAUCCAAAGCAACCAAAUAUGAUGACUGAAACAGUAAAAAUACUUUCUGCCAUUUGUAUUGUUGGAGAAGAAAAUGUUCUGGACAAAAUUUUGGGAGCCAUAACAAUUGCUGCUGAGAGAAAUAAUGGAGAGCGGUUCUCAAACAUUGUGGAGGGGCUUGAGAAUCAUGAAGCUUUGCAGUUACAGGCAGCCUGCAUGCAGUUCAUAAAUGCCCUUGUCACUUCCCCUGAAGAUCUUGAUUUUAGGAUACACUUGAGAAAUGAAUUCCUGCGCUGUGGACUAAAGAAAAUAUUGCCAGAUCUAAAAGAGAAGGAGAAUGAAGAACUGGAUAUUCAGUUGAAAGUGUUUGAUGAAAACAAAGAAGAAGACUUAAUUGAGUUGGCCCACCGCCUCAGUGACAUCAAAGUAGAAAUGGAUGAUGUGAAUGAGGUCUACCACCUAUUGUAUAACAUGCUGAGAGAAACAGCAUCUGAAAACUACUUCCUAUCUAUUUUACAACAUUUUCUACUAAUCAGGAAUGAUUAUUAUGUUCGACCUCAAUAUUACAAGAUAAUAGAAGAAUGCGUUUCACAGAUAGUAUUGCACUGUAGUGGUAUGGAUCCUGACUUCAAGUGUAGAGGAAGGUUGGAUGUAGAUUUCACUCACCUUGUAGAUUGCUGCGUGGACAAAGCAAAAGUGGAAGAAAGUGAGCAAAAAGCUUCAGAAUUUUCCAAAAAGUUUGAUGAAGAAUUCUCAGCUCGACAGGAGGCACAAGCUGAGCUUCAAAAACGAGAAGAGAAAAUCAAAGAACUUGAAACUCAAAUCCAGCAGUUACAAACCCAGGCUCCUGUGUCUUCAAGUGGCUCACCUCCUGCAGGAGUACCACCUCCGCCACCACCACCACCUCCUCUUCCAGGUGGUUUAGCCUCUGCAGCACCACCUCCUCCUCCACCACCACCACCACUUCCUGGUGGUAUUCCACCUCCACCACCUCCUUUGCCUGGAGGGUCUAUACCACCUCCACCUCCACCUAUGUUUGGUGGACCACCACCACCUCCCCCUCCUUUUGGAGGAAUUCCACCUCUAGGAGUUGCACCAGCACUGCCUUUUGGAAUGAAACAGAAGAAGAAGUACAACCCUGAAGUGUCUAUGAAGAGAAUCAACUGGGCAAAGGUUGAACCACAGGAAAUAACAGAGAAUUGUUUUUGGAUAAAAGCAAAAGAAGAAAAAUUUGAAAACCCAGAUCUGUUUGCAAAGCUGGCUCUCACUUUUGCUACACACAUGAAAGCAGUUAAAAAGCCUGUCGAGAAUACAGAAGAAAAGAAGGUGUCUCUGCCUAAGAAAAGAGUUAAAGAGCUACGGAUAUUGGAUGGGAAGACUGCACAGAAUUUGUCAAUUUUCCUGGGAUCUUUCCGUAUGCCUUAUGAAGAAAUAAAAUAUAUUAUUCUAGAAGUGGAUGAAUUAAAACUGAGUGAAGCACUGAUUCAGAAUUUGGUAAAGAACCUCCCUGAACCGAAAGAGCUCAGUGCCUUAGCCGAGUUAAAGAAUGAGUAUGAUGAUCUCUGUGAGCCAGAACAAUUUGGAGUUGUGAUGAGCUCGGUGAAAAUGUUACGGCCUCGCCUCAAUGGCAUCCUUUUCAAACUUACAUUUGAAGAGCACAUAAACAAUAUCAAGCCUGGCAUCAUGGCAGUAACAAUCGCCUGUGAGGAACUGAAGAAGAGUGAAAAUUUUAGCAGACUGUUGGAACUUGUGCUACUGAUAGGAAACUACAUGAAUUCAGGCUCAAGAAAUGCUCAGUCACUUGGCUUUAAUAUUAGCUUUCUUUGCAAGAUUAGAGAUACUAAAUCCUCUGAUCAAAAAACAACACUGUUACAUUUUCUGUCUGAAAUUUGUGAAGAGAAUUAUCGGGACAUCUUAAAAUUCCCAGAUGAACUUGAACAUGUGGAGAGCGCAAGCAAAGUUUCAGCUCAGAGUCUUAAAAGCAACCUCGAUUCCAUGGAACAUCAGAUACAGCGUUUGGAAAAUGAUAUUAAGAAGUUCCCUAAAACAGAAGAUCCGCAUGAUAAAUUUGUUGAGAAGAUGAUAAGCUUUGCGAAGAGUGCUAGAGAGCAGUACGAGAAGUUAUCUAACAUGCACAACAAUAUGACCAAGUUAUACGACAAUUUGGGGGACUACUUCUGUUUCGAUCCCAAAACUGUUAGUGUUGAGGAAUUCUUUGGAGAUAUAAGUGCAUUCCGGACACUGUUCUUGGAGGCACUGAAGGAAAAUAACAAGAGAAGAGAGAUGGAGGAGAAAAUUAAGAGAGCCAAGCUAGCAAAAGAGAAAGCAGAACGUGAGAAACUGGAGCGGCAACAGAAGAAGAAGCAACUGAUUGACAUGAAUAAAGAGGGCGACGAGACAGGAGUGAUGGAUAAUCUACUUGAGGCACUGCAAUCUGGGGCAGCAUUCAGGGAUCGCAGGAAACGAACGCCAAGAACUCAGGAUAACAGACGAGUAAAUUUGGAAAGGUCACGUUCUCGUCACAAUGGAAGCAUCACGGCAGUAUGAACCCCUCCCAAUGCCAAAGAACUGGGAAGUGUUUUAUUUACUUUACAAUGGAGACAUGGUGAAAAGAGCUAAAUGUGGAAAGAGCAACAAUGAAGAUAAAUUAAAUUCAAAUGAAUUCCAGAAAAUAACAACCAGAAAUAUAAAUAUGUAUUUUUACAAACGUUAUUGUGCAAAAAAAACCCACACAACUUACUGUAUAUUAAAAAUGCAAUCCUCAAUAGAUAUAAGCAGUGUUAAAAUAUAAUGUUCCUAUCUCUUCUUCUUUAGUAUUACUCACACGUGUCAAUCUACUAUGUUUUUAUGCAGCUCCCAUGAAUUUCAGGGAGGGUGUGCAGUAGAUUGACCCAAAAAGUGUGGGGAAUGGUUUAUAUGAAUGGAGACGAAUAACAUAUAAAAUUGCUUUUAAAACAAGCAGCAUCAAAAGAUCUGGUCAACGAAAGAGGACAGGAGUCCAUUGGCAGUUCUUAUUUUGACAUGAAAGGAAAAAAGUAAAAUUUGCAUAUUAAUUAAUUCAGAUUGAAGCUGAUACAGCACACAUCAUAACAGGCCUUUUUUGUAAGCCUGAGAAAGCACUGUACAGCCCCCAUCAAUUUCUUUAGAAUCUUAUCUCUCAAGUUUUAAGCAUGAUGGAUUCAGCUAUUUUGGCUUCAGUUAAACUUUAUCACAACUCUACAGCAUCAGUCGUAGAAAGAUAUAUGGCUUCUUAUCACUGCUAAAAAAAUUUUUUUUUAAAAAUGAGAACAUAGGAUUGUACCAAAGUUAAACCAUAUCUUUUGCAGAAUAUGUUUUUGACUCUAUUUAAAGAUGUAUUUUCUAAUUAUGCACUUAUAUGAACUUUAUAUGGAUAUUUGGAGGAAAAAAUCUUACCUAUUUAGAUGGUUAUAAAACUCAUUUGCCUUUGUUAAAGCUUUCAGAAACAUAAUCUAUUAAUAUGAAGGUAAUCAGAAUUAGAUUCUCUAGAUACAGUCAAACAUGCUAUAUAAAAGCUAUAUUAGUACAUGUUGAGAUGAGAUGACCCAGGCAAUGAGCUGAAAUAGUUGUAGCAGGGUGGGGAAAAGAGAUACUCUAUAUAGUGCUCCCUAGCACAUCACACAAACACACACAUGUGUAUUUGAGGCAUUUUGACCAUACUACAUUUUGAUCAGCCCAAAAGCUGUCCUUUGAGUAUGCCACAUGUGUAAUAGUGACGCACUGUAAAAAUUGCUCCUAACACAUUUUCUUUUUGAUUCCGUGCACACACACGCCCACCACCACCACCACCACCACCACACACACAUGUACACACACUUCAGGAGGAUAUGGUGUGUUUUACAUGAUGGAAUAUUUUUUCUUUACUGCAGAUGAUUAAAGAGAAACACUCAGAUGUGCAAAAUACCUUACAACAGUGAGUUUAUAGGAGCCAUGUUGGUGGGGCACUAAGCAACUGAUGUGCAUUCUGCAUGAGGGAGGGGAGGUCAGGCUGGUGCUCAAAACUGUCAGGAACAAAAUCAGCCUAGACUGAGCUUCAGCAAGAGCCAUAAUACUCACAGCGGCCUGAUUUUGUAGUGAAAGCUGCUUUCACUAUCGUUUUCCACUAAAUGUCCCUCUCAAUAAAAUAUCACAAAAAGCAUACAUUGUUUUCCUAGCCGGGGAAGUGGGUAUUAUUAACAACACUAUGUAUCCCAUUUUUACUCCAAAGGGUGAAGGGUUUUUAUCCUCAUAACAUCCACAUAUUCUGGGUUUGACAGAGAGAACAACUGGUUCAGGGUCACCCAGACUAUGUCUUCCUCAUCUGACAUUCUAGCAACUAUACAUUCUUUUCUUUGGUUGGGACGGAGUGGCUAGAUUCAGUGUUAUAUAUACAAGGGGUAUAAUCAUUCUAUUUAAACUUUCCCACCUGCUGUACACCUGCUGCAUUUUAAAUAAGUGGUGUAUACUGGUUUGUUUGUUUGUUUGUUUGUUUGUUUAAGAAAAAUCAAUUACCCAUCAAUUAUUCUACUUCACCACUAAAUAGCUUAUAUUAUAAUGGAAUUAUCAGCCGCUUUUUGUCCAUGCAGUAUUCAAUUUUCUUGCGCUAGCUGUCCAAAAGAGAAUGGAACCAGCCUGUUUAGAUGGGUAGCAGCAUAUGAGUUCAGGUUCUACAUCCUGCAGCUACUUAAGACCCACGUGUCUGGGUCAAGGCUACUCACAAGUUUGAAUUCAAGGAAAGAAAAAACCAUGUAGGCUUUGCUAGCUAGGGUUUGUGGGAGUACCAACAACAUAUGGGAGUCACGGGUUCCCCAACCCCUGCUAGACAUCUUUCUUAGAAACAAAUGUUUCUAGUUAAAGAACAGGCAUUCUGCUGUUACCUCCCACUCUAUUGAGAAUUGACUAGUAGGCAUAAGGCAAAAAAUUGCUUUUGUCUAAUCUACAUUUUCAAACUCAUGUCAAAAUGUGUUUAAUACAUAAAGCCAAAUUGGUAAGCCACUUAGAUGGGCAAAGUGUAUAUUUUCUAAUGCACAGUAUUUUGAAACAAUGUACUGAAUAUCAGAAAAAGAAGAAGCAAUUUGCUAGAAUUUAAAAGCCAAAAUGUUAAAGUGAUUAUUAGAGCAUCUGUGAACAUACUACUUUUUUUUUUUUACACUAAUGUUAAUUAUUAUGGCAGUUGUGUUGUUGUUUUUUUCUGUUUCCUGCCAUGCUUCUGAGCAGCCUAGUAGCUGGCAACCAGAGAUUUUACAGAACCAAAUUCUGACAAAGAGCAAGUCCAAAAAGAUGCAAGCUUGCCUGAUGCUUCAGUUUUACUAGCCCAGUCAUGUUAUUCCACAUUUGGAACAUGUUAUGUAAUUUAAUGGACAUGUCUCUUAAAGGGGAAAUGGGGGGGGGUGUUAGAAGAAGAUAUAUUGUAAAUACAGGAAGCUUGUAUCUAUAAAGUCUAAAAAGUAUUUUCUAAAUAUUAUGUUCGGUCACAGAGUCUUUUGAUAGCUUUUUAUUCUAUUUGAAAAUGCAGAUUUAAAAACAAAAAGCCUUGCUUUUGUUAUUGAUAUGAUUCCCACUCUUGUCAUAUGUUUACCUGGUGACCUAGUAAAAGCGUAGACUGGAGGUCAUAGCACCUUUUUCUGAACAGUAUUUGCCUUAUUUUCUAAUAUUAAGAGGGGGAAUUACUGAAGAUAUAUUUCCAAAUAGAUAUUCCUAGGAAACCUUCUACCAAACUCUCUUGUAAGCAGAGGGACUGGAUGGGGUGACUAGGCCUCAAAUUAUUCAUGGAAAGUUAAUCACUGGAGCUUUAUGCAACCACUGAAAUACCGCUUAGGAAUCUAGCACUCACAUACAUUUACCAUGAAAUGUAUUUAGAAUAUAGCAGAAUAUUAGCAUGCAUUCAUAUUUUAAAUUUAAUAACUAAAAACAUUGAGUUGGUUCCCAACUUGCCCUUCCAUGAACGGAAAGGAUUCUUCCAUUUGCAGUGGGAACCGGGAUCAAGCAGCAGCUUCCACUGAAUGAACGGAGUGGGCAACCAGUUUCACCACUUUCACCUACAGCCUCACACAAAACCUUCCUUGCUAUUCCAGCGGGUCCUUCAAACCCUAGUCGCAGCUUUAGGGGGGUGGGGUGGGGUGGAGGAUUCGCUUAAAUGGCUUUCUGCUGUUUUGCCCCAGUGCGAGUGGAACUCUGCUGAGCACAACACUUAAUCUUUUAAGUGCUUUGCAUCUUAACAUUUCUUAAAAGGCAGAGAGAUGUACAAUUCAUAUAAGCAUAACAUAUAAUAGGCUAUGCUCUCAUAUAACUGCCCUUCUCUUGUUGAGGAGUGACAUCUUAAAUAUCAUUGUACCAGUUUCAAACAAGACCAAAAAAGCCCUUUUAGGCAAAGUUCCUUAUUUGAAAAUUAAACCACUAUGAAGAAUUUCUAAACAAGCCACUUUAAACGGUACAUUCUGAGCUGUAUAUGUAGGCCAUGGUGAAUAAAGCUUCCUUGUUUCAACUGACCCCUAUUUACAGAGCUUAUCACAACUAUACAUAAAUGUCACAUAAUUAAAUGUUUUGCCUUUACAUCUGCAUAUAUCACUAUAUGUACUACCUCAGAAUGCAGUAUAGCUACACACAUUCCUUCCUCCCACCACAAAAUUAAGUUGUCUAAAAACAUAGGGCCAUUCUAGACUAGAUAUUGUUGUUCUGUGUUCAGAUCUCCAGGGCCCCUGAAUAGGACUGGGAUCGUAACACCAGGGAAAGGAGGUUAAACCCUUUCCCCCAUGGUGUGUGUUCCCAAUCUAAGUGUCUUUUCAAUGUAUCUUUCCAGAAAGAACAGAAAUACAGAAAAUGAAAUAAAUAACAUAUACUGCUGCUAUUUCUCCUAUUAGGGAAAACAUAUGGGUACACACACAUUUUCUCUAAUAGGGCAAAGAGCAGCUCAGGUACUAUAGUCCUGAUCCAAUUCAUCCCUCCUCCCCCCACAACUGUUUUUAACGUAUAUUAAGGGAUGGGAGGUCUAAUCAUAGAUCGCCAAUAUGUCAGAUGUCUAGGAUUACAACCUUGCUUAAAUUUUAUUUGAGCUUGCUUGAUCAUUGCUUCUUAAGACCUUCAUGUAACGAAAGGUCAGUUCAGAUGACAUUUUUGCUCUCUUAAGUGUCACACAGUGUGUUUUAUCUGGAACAUGCAUAAUACCUGAGCCAGGAGCUCAUGGGCUUUUGUGCUUUGCUGUCUAGAACCUUUGUGGCACAUUUUCCAGCAGCCACAGCCCACCUUCUGGUUCACCGGUUGUUCACGAACAAGCAACUUUUACUUGGGGAUAGAUUGCCAUAAGGAACUUUUUUUAAAAAAAAAGUUAUCAAAAUAAGCUCUUAUGGAUUAAACUGUGUAAGAAAAUCCAUCCACUUUUAUUAAACAUUUUUGUACAGCUCUAAUUAUACAUUUAAUCUGAGUUUUAGUGGAAAUGUGUAGGCACCUUUUUGAAGAAGAAAAAAUAUGGUAGUUGCAGGUAAUUUCAAUAACACUAUUAAACAGUGGUGAUUGGCUCUCAUUGGAAUGGGCAGGGUAGAAGGCAAGGAGAACAUCAGUAGCUGAGCUGGUGUCAAUAGUAGGCAGAGUCAGCUAAUUCUAGUUUUGUCCCCAUUGUCCUCCCUGCUGAAUUACACCAAACCAACUACUCCUGGACAUGCUGCAAGUAGGAAGGCUGACAGCAGAAUGAGGUUGGUGGGUAAUGCCCUAUUUGCCCUAAUGUACCAGCUGCCCAUGCUUUUAGGGUAGAACUCAUCCUUGGGUCAGAUGCCCAACCAUUCUGUAGUGCAACUCUUGCCUUGCUUCCAUUCAUUCCAUUCCUGAUAUUAUGAGUAGGCACAGAGAGAGCAAACGUGUUAGGCCAUAAGCCACUUUAGGGUGAGACAUGCAGGAAGGCCCAUAGUGUAGGUUCAUAGGAGCAUAUUCAAAAUAAGUCUGUGACAGGUCACGUUAAGGCCUUUGCCCUACAAAGUGCUGUUAAAUGUUUUUAUACAGUCCAGCAGAGGAAGGAAGCCUAAACUUCCUACACUCAUCCUACAUGAAUUUUGGCAACCUGGCUGUUAGAACUCACAAACUACUUAGUUAGCUGUUUUGCCUAACUAUAGAGGACAAGUUGGUAAAUGUAGUAACCUUAUGACAGUAUGCAUGUAAGAGUUUCAGUAAUUAACAUGAGGAUAUUUUGUUAACUUCUGCUUUUAAAAAAUGCUAUAUUAAUAUCUACUUGAUUAUGGCAGAGUGAAAUCAAUUCAUAAUUGCAUGAAAGUUGUCCCUUUGUGGCAUUCCUUCACCAUGUCUAAACAAGGUUGGAGAACAACAACAAAAUACCCACAGCAGUGAUUCCAAUACCUUAAAUAAUGAACUGUCUAAUGUAUUGACACUUCUGUUUAACAAAAGAAACUGUCCUUGCUUCCCAUGUGCCAUAGUGUAUUCAAAAAAGAGAAAGGAUAAAAAGAUUUUAUAGAGUCGAAUAAAUACAUAGCAUGAAAUAGCCCCUUUUAUAACAUACUGCAGGCGCUUGUAAAAGUAAAAACAAAACUUUACAACUCUAUCUCCACUGUUAUCCUCCUUCCCCUUGCAGCUCUGGAAGUGAGAUACUUAGCAGCAUAUAGAGGAAAUCACUCCACAUUGCCCAGUACACGAAUCACCAAUACCAUUUAUAAUAGCAGUCCACCCAUGAAUGCCUCACUUGAAUGUAUGGAAGUAAAGUGUGCUGAGAGAUGUAGUCCUUCAUAAGGAAUAUAUGCAUCAGUUGUGCAUAUGUAUAGGCAAAUGUAUUAAUUACACCACUAUUGCGCCCAUAAAGGCAGCAAAUUGCACAGUGUUCCCCAGGUCUGUUCCUCCUUUUGCCCAGAAACUGUGGAUGGCCAGUGAUUUCUGGAAAUAACCUCACUUUCAGGCAAAAAAAAAGGAACAUGCUGGGCCAUCCACCACUGUAGAAAGCAAAGAAAUAUUGUAUUUGGGAGCUUCAUGUAACUGCACCUGCCACUUCCAUGUCUUAUUUAAAGAGGGCUGCCUAAACAUUGCAUGGAUGUCUGAAAGCACAUUUUAGUCUUCUGAGAUAGUUGAUGUUCCCAGAUCUAAGUAAAUAUUCUUUGUAACCAAAAACUAUUUCCACUAAAACUUCUUCAGAGAUAUCAUAAAACACAACAAUUCUCUCUAACCUAGUUAUUUACGUAAAUUCCAGCCUCCUGUCAAGAUGUUGUUAAGUUGCCAUCUAGUGCAAAUUGUCAUCAUUUAUUUGAGUGCAGGUUAGCACAUAAUUCUGAGUUGGAUGAUAGCAUUUAAUAUGAUAGAUAUCAAAAGUACAUUGCAAAUGUCAUGCACUAAAAUGUUGAAAACCUUUGUGUAUAAUACCAAUGUUUCCCUAUUUGCAAAUUAAAAUUAGUUUUGGUGAUUUCACAUUUGGUCAUCAACAGAUCCUAACUUCUUUGUUGUUGUUUAAAAAACACACCUUGUUUUUGCUUUGCAAUACUUUGUGCAGUUGCUUAUGUUUAUUUAAUACCUCUUAAACAUCAUCACUUUGAAGUACCUCUGUGCUAUGAAGUUUUGGUUUGGGGAGUGGGUGGGGUGGGUUAAUCCUUUUUACUCUGAAGUGUCAAAUAUAUUUGUUUGAAAUGGGCAGGGCAAAUGUCUUCUGUAACGGCUAAUUUUGGGGGGAAAUACUCAGAGAUUAUAUUCUUUUUAAACUGUCAACACCUUGUGAUACAAGUUUAAAAUGUAACAAUAUAAUGCAGUCAUUGAGCACAUUAAAACAUGUCUUGUGUUUUA